Molecule: messenger RNA, 1996 nt
Organism: Musca vetustissima
Lineage: Eukaryota; Metazoa; Arthropoda; Insecta; Diptera; Muscidae
Product: major heat shock 70 kDa protein Ba-like
Exons: 1
Coding region: 32-1996 (654 amino acids)
Biological process (GO): cellular response to unfolded protein; protein refolding
Cellular component (GO): cytoplasm
Molecular function (GO): misfolded protein binding; heat shock protein binding; ATP-dependent protein folding chaperone
Source: RefSeq, a predicted model, not a curated record
UACAGAGAAGCACAUAGAAGCAACAACAAAAAUGGUAGCAAUUGGUAUUGAUUUGGGUACAACCUAUUCCUGCGUCGGCGUUUUCCAACAUGGCAAAGUGGAAAUCAUUGCCAAUGACCAGGGUAAUCGCACAACACCCAGCUAUGUGGCAUUCACCGAUUCGGAAAGGCUUAUCGGCGACGCUGCCAAGAACCAGGUGGCCAUGAAUCCCAGUAACACCGUCUUCGAUGCGAAACGUUUGAUUGGCCGCAAGUUUGAGGAUCCCAAAAUUCAGGCCGAUAUGAAACAUUGGCCCUUCCGUGUGGUCAACGACUGCGGUAAGCCAAAAAUACAAGUCGAAUUCAAAGGUGAACAGAAGAGGUUUGCUCCGGAGGAAAUUAGUUCCAUGGUUCUGACGAAAAUGAAAGAAACCGCCGAGGCCUUUUUGGGUACCAGCAUACGGGAUGCCGUUAUCACAGUGCCGGCAUACUUCAAUGACUCGCAGCGACAGGCCACCAAAGAUGCUGGAGCCAUUGCAGGGUUGAAUGUCUUGCGUAUUAUCAAUGAACCAACAGCUGCUGCCUUGGCCUAUGGUCUCGAUAAGAACCUGAAAGGAGAACGCAACGUCUUGAUCUUCGAUUUGGGUGGUGGUACCUUUGAUGUCUCCAUCUUGACCAUUGAUGAAGGUUCCCUCUUUGAGGUACGAGCCACGGCCGGUGAUACCCAUUUGGGUGGUGAAGAUUUUGAUAAUCGACUGGUGAACCACUUCGCCGAGGAGUUCAAAAGGAAAUACAAAAAGGAUUUGACCAAAAAUCCCAGGGCAUUAAGGCGGCUACGUUCAGCUGCGGAGCGUGCCAAACGUACCCUCUCAUCCAGCACUGAGGCCACCAUUGAAAUUGAUGCUCUGUUUGAGGGUAUCGAUUUCUAUACGAAAAUAAGCAGGGCACGUUUUGAGGAAUUGUGUUCAGACUUAUUCCGCAGCACUCUGCAGCCGGUGGAAAAGGCUCUCAACGAUGCCAAAAUGGAUAAGAAUCAAAUCCAUGAUAUUGUCCUGGUUGGUGGUUCCACACGUAUUCCUAAGGUACAAAAUCUGCUGCAACAAUUCUUCUGUGGCAAGAGUUUGAAUUUGUCCAUUAACCCCGAUGAGGCGGUGGCCUAUGGUGCAGCUAUACAGGCGGCAAUAUUGAGUGGUGAUAAGAGCAGUGCCAUACAAGAUGUCCUGCUGGUGGAUGUGGCUCCUCUGUCUUUGGGUAUUGAAACUGCUGGUGGGGUUAUGACCAAGCUAAUUGAACGUAACUCCCGCAUACCCUGCAAACAGACGAAAACCUUUACCACCUAUGCCGAUAAUCAACCAGCUGUGACUAUUCAGGUGUUCGAAGGUGAGCGUGCCAUGACCAAGGAUAACAACCUAUUGGGUACCUUCAAUCUGACGGGUAUACCCCCAGCACCACGUGGUGUACCCAAAGUGGAUGUUACCUUCGAUUUGGAUGCCAACGGUAUUCUCAAUGUCACCGCCAAGGAAAUGAGUACGGGCAAUGCCAAGAAUAUUGUCAUCAAAAACGACAAAGGACGUCUAUCACAGGCCGAAAUUGAUCGUAUGCUUCACGAGGCCGAACAAUAUGCCGAGGAGGAUGAAAAACACCGCCAGCGUAUAGAAUCCCGACAUAAAUUGGAAUCGUAUGUCUUCAGUGUGAAGCAGACGCUAGAGGAAGCUGGCAGUAAAAUACCCGAGGCCGAUAAAGAUCGUCUAUUGUCGAAAUGUAAAGAAACCAUUCAAUGGCUUGACAGCAACACCACAGCCGAAAAGGAAGAAUUCGAUUAUAAAAUGGAAGAAUUGUCACGCAUCUGUUCGCCGGUUAUGACCCGAAUGCAUCAGCAGGCGAAUGGUGGCGGUGGUUGUGGUAGCGGCAGCGGAGGUGCUGGCGGUGCAAAUUGUGGCACACAGGCGAAUGGUUAUGGUGGAGCCAAUGGUUACGGUGGAGGCUAUAGCGGACCCACUGUGGAAGAAGUGGACUAA